Cantharellus anzutake is the source of this 1594-nucleotide messenger RNA. Its product is annotated as cytochrome P450. NCBI's taxonomy places the organism in Eukaryota, Fungi, Basidiomycota, Agaricomycetes, Cantharellales, Hydnaceae. Bases 124 to 1500 code for a protein of 458 amino acids. Gene Ontology annotation, molecular function: oxidoreductase activity, acting on paired donors, with incorporation or reduction of molecular oxygen; iron ion binding; heme binding. The transcript has 13 exons. The record is from RefSeq and is a predicted model, not a curated record.
AUCUCAACAGUGCAAUGGCUGCUUUUAGCGGGCUUUGUUCUGUGGAAAAGUAUCUACACCUGUCGUUGGAGGCGUCGUUCUAAAGGAUUUCCCCAUCCUCCUGGGCCAAGGGCCGGGGGUUUCAUGGUCUAUAGACUCCUUCGGGAAAACCUCAAAUCUUCACUGCCUUGGAAAGCAUUUUUCGAAUUCCGAGGGAUUUAUGGUGACAUCGUCGGCUUUAAUCUUUUUGGUCGCCAGAUGGUUGUUUUAAACAGCUAUGAGGCUGCCAAAGAUAUGCUUGGGAACAAUGCCGCCACUUAUUCUGACCGACCUACAAUGACCAUGGUGGGAAUGCUGAUCGGUACAGAAGACUCCGCUUUUUCUCUAGCUCGGUACGGGGUGGCGUGGAGAGAGCGACGAGGAAUGCUUCACCAGUUAGUAACAAGAAGCUCAAUGACGCGAUUACAUCCUGCUCUUCGGGAGGCCAGUCUACGGCUACUCGCCGAUGCUCUUGAGAAUCCGGUCGUAUUUGAAAGCACUUUGCAGCAGCGCAUCGGCGGGGCGCUUCUCGAAACGACGUAUGGGAUCACAGCCAAAGACGCCGAAAAGUUGUAUUUGGGUAGGAAGGGGGGAUCCGGUGGAACAUUUGGUUUUAUAAUUUUUGGCAGGCAUUUGGUCGACUACUUUCCUGUCCUUGCGUAUAUUCCAUGGAUACGAUUAAAAAAAGAGGCAGAAUUCCUCCGCGCGGCGCGUGAAAAGUUCCUGGAUAAAACGUUCCAGCAUGCAUUGUCUCAAGACAAAUCUUUGUCUAUUGUGAACAGACUCGUGUUAUCUGGGAAGAACCCAGAUUCCGUCAAGCUUGCUGCUGGCUCCUUCUACAAUGGCGGCGUGGAUACGACCCUCGUCGGGAUAAAAACCUUCCUCGCUGCGAUGAUGCUUUAUCCUGAGGUGCAAAAAAAGGCACAGGAGGAAUUGGACGAGGUGCUCGGCACCUUGUCUGAGAAUGAGGUGAUACGUUUACCAACGUUUGAUGAUCAACAUCAACUUCCAUAUCUAAACGCUGUGAUCAAAGAAGUUCACAGAUGGAAUCCUGUGCUUCCUCUUGGAAUGGGUCAUGCCCCUGUAAAGGAUGGUAUUUAUAAAGGGUACUUUAUCCCUCGUGAUUCGAUCAUCUUCCCAAAUCAAUGGGGGAUGAGCAGAGACGAACGUUAUUACACAGAGCCCGAAAAAUUUAAACCCGAACGGUUUUUGGGUGACAGUCCUGCUCUCGAUCCUAAGGAAUUCAUAUUUGGAUUCGGCAGAAGGAAAUGCGUCGGUCUGCAUUUUGCCGAAGCGUUCAUCUUCAUCACGCUUGCCUCUAUCCUUUCUGCUUUCAAUAUCACGAAGCGCACAAGGGACCACUAUGUCGAGCCCGACCUUCCCGCUGGUCUCGCAAGUUUCAUUGACGAAGUGGUGUGUGAUUUAACUCCUAGGUCAAUCGGAACUGUCACACUGCUUGAAUCCCUCCACUCUUCCUGUUGAGCCUUCGCGAUUAUGGGAUUCCGAACAACCUGGUCUGUGGACCCACAAAUUUAUCCAUUUCAUGUACCACGUAUACUGCACAAUGGGCAAUUCA